Molecule: messenger RNA, 1897 nt
Organism: Acanthochromis polyacanthus (spiny chromis)
Lineage: Eukaryota; Metazoa; Chordata; Actinopteri; Pomacentridae
Gene: cfap73
Product: cilia and flagella associated protein 73
Exons: 7
Coding region: 84-1073 (329 amino acids)
Source: RefSeq, a predicted model, not a curated record
ACGAGGAAGAACGCUGGAGCCGCUUUAUGAGAAACACGGGGAACUAAUAUUAACCAAGUAGGACAGUGAAACUGAGGGAUAUUAUGUCUGAAAAUCACCAAAGACAACAGAAAGUCGUGAGCUGGGAGUCCAUGCGUGGGGAGCCGCUUUCAGAGCUGCUGACUGUCCGGGUGGCAGGAGGACGAGACUGGAGCUGCGUCCUGUUUGAACUGCAGAGUAAAGAAAGAGAGACAGAAGAGCUCAGAGUGAAGUAUAAGGAGCGCAAACAGGUGUUGGAGAAUUUGGAAGAACGCUCAGAAGAGCUGCAGAAGAAAAUUAAGGAAGUGCAGAAGUUACACUUAAGCUUCAAUGCGUUUCUCAAGGAUGAAGAUGCUGCUCAAACUGCCAAGAAAGCAGAGAAGGAGAGGAAAGAGGUGCUUCAAAAGGAGGCAGAGAUAAAAAGACUAAAGGAGGAGUGUGCUGAAGUGAACGAGAGGAAACAGAAGUUACAGCGUCAGGUGCACAGACAGCAUGUGUACAGGCAAUGCAUGGAGCGGGUGUGUGAAAAAACUAAGUUUGAACAUGUUCAGGCACUCACGGGUCAUUUAGAGAGUCUUCUCCACUUCAGACAGCAGCUCUAUCAGAGGGAGAAUAAGGCGCAAGAACAGGUCGACCAGCAGAGGAAAGCUCUGCUGUCGCUGGAGAACCAGCUUAAAUUACUACGGCUGCAGCAGAGCAACCAGCUGUCCCAGCUCCAGACCAAGCUAGAGAAGACUCACUCUGAAGCUCUAACAUGGGAAAGGAGGUGGAACUGCAUUCAGGAAACGGCAGCAAAGAAAACACUCAAACUGGGACAGAUUAAAAUGGUGAGCCUGAACCUCUAUGAAACAACAGGCGGGAGUUUCGAAGGAGAGGAAGGUGUGGAUAUGAAUGACACAGAGAAACAGCUGGAUCAGGUCAAGAUGUUCUUCGAGGACCACAGUGACAUAGUGAGACAACAUCAAACCCCUUUACAAAGACGCAACGACGGACAGAAACAAGAUCAGGCCAAGAAAUCACAUCAGACUCAAUAUAAAAAAAAAAACAGAUUUUAAGUAAAAAAACAAACAAACAAAAACUUCAAUAUUAAUUUCCAUGCCACGAUAAAACUGAAUUCACUGAAAUAGCAUUGAAAAUAACCGAAUAAACGUCAAACCUGAAGGCAGUGAAUUUGAGAAAAUGUGCAAUCAAUGACUGAUUUAUCUUGACAAAGUUUCAUACAAUAGUUGAAUGUACUUUGAAAUUACUGUAUAUUAAUUCUGUCAGUUGUAAGAAGUAUUUAGUAUACAUAUAAUCAUUUUUUAUCCAGAAGUGAGCACCUACAUUUAUUAUGAUUGCGGAAGUAUGCUAAAAACCUAACAAUGUAGUUUCAUACACUGAAUGAGUUUAAUUUCAGGUCUCAUUUAGCCUCUCACUGUGAUUAUAACAUAAGCGUUGAUCUGUUUUAACUUUGUAGAUACUGUAUUUCUAGAACAUUUUUACUGGUGGAGUUUCAGUCUGCAGCUCCUGUUGCCCACCUGACUGCCAACUAAAUGUAGUGCAGUAAUUGAGAACACAGGAGUCUGCACUGCCUCCCUAUGGCCAAUAAAGGAAACAACAACUCAUAUACACAACAGAUCAGUCGCUGUGUUGUCUCAUUAUGCUGAUAGGACUGUUUCCAGUUUAAAGCCGAGUAUUGUUUAGCUAGAAAUUUGCUGAGGUUAUUAAAGUAAUCACUAACAAGAAUCAUAAAGUUGUUCACUCAAAACACAGGCUCAGAGAUGUCAGUCAAUUAGGUGAAGAUACUCCUAAUUACUCCGGAGAAGAAUUCUAAACUGCCUGUGUGAACGUCUGUUGGUUUUAAAUAAUAAAAAAUAAGUAAUAAAAGUGUUACAUUAUA